Molecule: messenger RNA, 630 nt
Organism: Exserohilum turcica Et28A
Lineage: Eukaryota; Fungi; Ascomycota; Dothideomycetes; Pleosporales; Pleosporaceae
Exons: 3
Coding region: 1-630 (209 amino acids)
Source: RefSeq, a predicted model, not a curated record
AUGCGAUUCACAAGCAGUCUUGCGACUUUAUUCAGUCUUGCACCGCGCGCGGUAAGCUACGUGGAUCCAGAUAGCGGUUUUACCUUCUCCGAGACAGAGGCCGCAGCCACACUCUCCAGCAACAUCAUCUACCGCAUAGCGCAGCCCGCAAACGUCUCCGCAAGCCAGCCCUACGACAUCGUCCUCCAAGUCGUUGCAUCCAGCUCUCUCGGCUGGGUUGGCCUCGCCUGGGGCGGCGGCAUGGUCCGAAAUCCCCUUACAGUGUCGUAUCCCAACGGCCAAAAGCCGACCGUGUCCUCCCGCUGGGCAACAGGCCACUCCACACCGCAACAAUACCCAUCUGCAACCUACACGCCGCUGUCCACGGGCAACAAGGCCAACAGCACCCACUGGCAGUUCACCGUCAAAUGCAGCGGCUGCACCACGUACACGGGGGCAUCCGGCCCCGUUCAUAUCGAUCCCACGGGUACCCGCCGCUUUGGCUUUGCGUGCUCCCAGAGCAAAGUCAGUAAUCCGAGUUCGACGUCUGCGAGCAUUCCCGUGCAUGAUGUGUAUAAUUAUGUUACGCAUGAUUUUAGUGCAGGGGCGAAUCCGGAUUUUGCGGCGCUGCUGGCGAAGAAUGGGGUCUGA